Molecule: messenger RNA, 1279 nt
Organism: Baudoinia panamericana UAMH 10762
Lineage: Eukaryota; Fungi; Ascomycota; Dothideomycetes; Mycosphaerellales; Teratosphaeriaceae
Exons: 1
Coding region: 45-893 (282 amino acids)
Molecular function (GO): acyltransferase activity, transferring groups other than amino-acyl groups
Source: RefSeq, a predicted model, not a curated record
AAGCCUAGAAGCUCUUUCCACUUUUCCACUAGGCACCCACCACUAUGGCUGUCAGUACCCGCUCCGAGUUCGUUGACUUCAUCGUCCCGCUUCACGAACGCUUGAAGCUCUACGACCCUCGCUCUCCACCGUCGGACCAGGCGAAGAACAAUGCCGCAGAUCCCACCAAGCGCAUUCCGCAGGGCUUCCUCGAUGCCAUGACCGUGCGCGAAGAGGUCUUCGUCCGCGAGCAGAAAGUGCCUCUGGAGAACGAGUUCGACGAAGACGACAGCCGCAGCUUUCACUGGGUCGCCUACGCUUCGAUACCCACCAAAGCCGUUUCACCCGACAUCAAAGCAACGAACGGCACCGCAGAUCCGAACAGGCGGGUCAGCAACAGCACCAAGAUCCCUAUUGGCACGAUCCGUCUUGUGCCGCCUCCACACCCACCUCACCCCACACCAGGAUCCCACCACAAAGCCGAUGCACUCGAAGGCGACUUACGUAAAGACAGCAUCUCACCUCAUGACGGGAAGGAAGCUUACAUCAAACUCGGCCGCCUCGCCGUCAUUCGCGAGUUCCGCCGCACCGGCAUCUCCAAGCUUCUGAUCGAAACAGCUCUGGCGUUUGCGCGCCAACAUCCGUAUGAGAUCAUGCCGCAUUUUGAUCCUGCGAAGAUGGAGAGCCUGAAGCAGGAGUCAGAUCGGGGGUUUGGGCUGGAGUGGAAGGGGCUCGUGUUAGUGCAUGCGCAGGUGGGCGUGCAGAAGGUGUGGCGGAAGUAUGGGUUCGAGACCGACGAGGCGAUGGGAACAUGGGAUGAGGAGGGCAUCGAGCAUGUAGGAAUGUGGAGGAGGCUGGAUAUCGAGGGAGGACGUAGGCGGAGUAGAGCGUUCCCGGUGCUUGCUAGUCCGUGAGCCGGGUAAGGCAUCGUGCGUAAAGGGCGCUGUAUGGAGUUGAGAGGUGAUGGGCGCUAUUUGCUUCGGGUAUACCCAAUCAUUUGGAUGUGCUACAUAUGUUGCCCAAGACCAUACAGCGGGUCUGGGCUUGCGUCGCAUAGAUGGCCAGCCAAUCCUUCAACACGGUUUUCGGGCAUAUCUCCGUUCGAACACAAUGUCUUCGCCAAUAUACGUCAAGCGGAAGAGAUUGGUUUGGUGAGGCAAUAAUCGCAGCGUCAGGUAUGGGUGUGACUUGGGAAUAAUGGCACCGAUCACAGUCCUCGGACUUUCGCCGAACUCCGCAAGCACUUCCACAUGAUCCGUGCGCAAGAUUGGGUCAGCCGAACUCGCUUCCAGUCCUAUCU